AGGUGGCUACUGCCGGCGUCGUCACAGCGAUUUUGCCGCAGUCCACGCCGAAGGCGAAGGCGCCCCCACCAGCGGCGGAUGCCGGGCCCGCCAAUGCGCACCUCUCACGUGCUCAGCUCGUCGAAGUGGUCUUCAACACACUUGACGGUGACAAGGACGGGACGGGCGGCUAAACCAGCGCGAGAUGAAGGUCUUCGCGAAGUUCACGGGCUUCGAGGGCACCGAGGCUGAGUGGGAAGACGCGUACAAGUCCCUCUGCGCAGACGCUGGUGGAGGCAGCUCCGUGGACCUCCGCGGCUUCACGACCAUCGUGGACGACCCCACGGACGAGACAACCGACUCCGACUUGCGGAGCAUGCUGGAAAAGCUGAGGGUGGCUGUGCCCGUCAUGGUCCCCCCGCCGACUCCACCUCCUCCGAUUGCAGGCGCCGCUUCCAGCGCCGUCGAGAAGAUUCUGGCCGGGGCCCCCCGAGACGAGCUGGUCCGAGCUAUUUUCGCGGCGCUGGACACCGACAAGGACCUGGACGGUGUGCUCAGCCAGUUGGAGAUGCACGCCUUCGCCGAACGCAUCGGCUUCAGAGGAGGCAGCCUGAAGGCGAGCAAGGACGACUCACUGACCAGAGACGUUGCUUUCUUCCAGCGGCUCGUCGACGACAAGAGCGACGAGACAGGGUGCUACUGCACCAACGAGGAGCUCCGCGCCACCCUGGAGAAGCUCUCGGCGCAUAACGCCGCCAGCGCGAAGGCUC
Molecule: messenger RNA, 749 nt
Organism: Prorocentrum cordatum
Lineage: Eukaryota; Dinophyceae; Prorocentrales; Prorocentraceae
Source: the annotation of a GenBank genome assembly